AUGAGAAGAGAAGGAGGGUGGGGGAGGGCUCCUUUUUUCUCCUCCUGGUUUCUCUACUCAGAGCCCAGCCCCCUUUUAUGUCGCUCUGCCGGAAAAGCCUCUUGAAUAACCCCAUAAAGCCUGCAGAGGUGUGUGCGUAUGCUAAGAGAGACCUGACUGAUAUAUGGCUUCCUGGCUGGCAUCAUAGCAGAGCCCCUUCUUUCUCUAGUAGAACCCCGUAUUCAUUACUGGGUACAGGGUUGAGUGCUGUAAAUCUGUCGCACAUCAUUCCAUCGGCUGCUGAUCUAGGAUGCAUAUUCCUGAAUAGCUCAUUGUUAUUCACUUUUGGCUACAAAAAUUGUUCCGUGGAUGUGUCUUAAUUCCCGGUGAGAUAAAGAGAGGAGCAGAGGAAAUGUGGGGGAGGGGGCCGAGACCACUGGUAGAAGUGUCAUAGCAGAGGAGGCAAGCCCAGACCUGGACCUGAGAGUGAUGAUUAGUCCGGCUGAUUGUAUCAGCUGCCCUGACUGUUCCAACAGAGCUUUGAUAUCUGUGAGCCAUUUGAAUGAAUUUCAUCAUUGAGCAAUGUUCAUACCCGCCAUUGAUUAACACUGAGUCCUGUGUCGUUCUCACCACUAGAACAGGUUUUAUAGUCACUUUCCUUCCCGGCAGUCAUUGUGUUAGUUGUAUUUUUGUGCAGCACUUGAUCUGUAAAAACAAAACGACACAAGUCUCAUGAGUCUUGAGCAGAACACACGGUGUAGAUCUUGGAGUCUUGAGCUCCAGUGCUCAGAAGCCACAACGUCAAAAGACCCAGACUCCUUUAUCUUUAGCCUGGAGGGAGAAACCAGCAGAAAGCUUAACCAGACGACCUUUCGGGGACCUUCUGGUGACACAAGGUUGCAGUAGAUCUCUAAUGUAUGCAGGUGCCUGACACGCAGCUCCCUAAAAGUAAUCACAAGAAUUCUGAAUGUGAUAGGGAGCCAGUGUAAAGAGAUCGGCAUUGGCGUUACACGAGACCUCCUUUUGAAGACCUGGUCGAAAGCCAAGCAGCAGCUUUUUGGGAUCUCUCUCGUAAAUGAUUCAGGCGUCUUCUGCUAAGUUAAAAGCAAAAUAACCACUAUCUUAAGGUGGCGCUCGUGUAGGAAGAGAGAGAGAGACAGAAGGAAAGAAAGGAAAGGUGGAAAUGGAACUGCCAAAUCAUGCCAAACAACUGCUGCUGCAACUCAACCAGCAGAGAGCCAAGGGCUUCCUGUGUGAUGUCAUCAUCGUGGUGGAGAAUGCACUCUUCCGUGCCCACAAGAACAUUUUGGCCGCAAGCAGCAUCUACUUCAAAUCGUUGGUCCUCCACGAUAACCUCAUUAACCUCGAUACGGAGAUGGUCAACCCCUCUGUGUUCAGACAAGUUCUGGACUUCAUCUACACUGGAAAGCUCCUGUCCUCAUCGGAGCAGAGCAGUGAGCAGAACUUCAGUGCCCUCUUAACCGCAGCCAGCUACCUCCAGCUCCAUGACCUCGCUGCUCUGUGCAGAAAGAAACUAAAGCGCGGUAGUGGGAAGCCCAUGCCAGGUAAACCCUCCACUACAGCCCCCCUCAGCCGCUUACGCCUCAAUAGCCAGCGCCUUUCCUCUUCUACACCUGUCGGAUCCAACAACCACUAUCCUCCAACCCCGUCUGAUGCCGACCAGCCACAGCCAGAUGAAGGUCUUCGGGACAAACUCUCAGAUGAUGAGAUGUUUGUAGGCAGCUCCGGGAAGAAUGGAAACGGGGCAAAUGGCGCCAGCACCAAUGGUAACAUCAGUAGUGGAGGAAGUGCCGGAGAACCGGACCUUGGACUGGACCUGUCAAAGAAGAGCCCUCCCUCUGCAGGCACAGCCACUGAUGCCCUCAGCCCACAAAGCAACUCCCAAGGAUCUCCUCAAUCUGCCUCAGUAUCCACAACCAACAGUGCCUCACUGGAUGACUCUACUACUACCCUACCAGGUGUAGACACCUGUGGCUCAGAGACCAUAGAGCUCAACUGUUCCUCUAAAACCACAGAGGAAAACCAAAACCAGCCAGACGGUCCCCCGCCGCAGAAGAAGUCCCGGCAGGGUGCACGCAAGAACGAGUGGCCUAAGAGAGAGGCAUCAGGCUUGAAGUCUGAAGAGCACGACAGGCCCCUGGUUAAUGGGGUGAUUGUAGGUCCUAAAGAUGGACGCCCCGCUGGGGCUGGAGGGGGCACUGGCAGCGGCUUCACUUCUGACCAGUCCUACCAAUGUAAAGACGAGGAGGAAGCGGGAGAGAACGGCCAGGACCACAGUGACGAGAGCGGUCAAAGUGAUGGCGAGAGUGCGGGCGGAGGCACGGGAGGGGGACACCAAGGCGCCAACUACGUGUACAGGCAGGAGGGCUUCGAGCCAGCGUUCGGCGACAACCUCUAUGUGUGCAUUCCUUGUGGUAAGGGCUUCCCCAGUUCAGAGCAGCUAAACGCUCACGUGGAGAAGCACACCGAGGACGAGCUCUACAUCAAAGAGGAGGGAGGCACCUUUGUGAAAGAGGAAGACGAGGAGGAAGCCGAGGACCUUUCUGCUCCCGUCGGUCCCUCCAGCUUUGGCCCCGAAACACGCCCGUUCAAGUGUACAGUCUGCAGUAAGAGCUACAAAGACCCGGCAACCCUGAGACAGCAUGAAAAAAGCCACUGGCUCACCAGGCCCUUCCCCUGCAACAUCUGUGGUAAAAUGUUCACCCAGAGGGGCACCAUGACACGCCACAUGCGAAGCCACCUCGGCCUUAAGCCGUUCGCAUGCGAAGAGUGCGGCAUGCGCUUCACGCGUCAGUACCGUCUGACGGAGCACAUGCGUGUCCACUCCGGGGAGAAGCCCUAUGAAUGCCAGCUAUGUGGGGGGAAGUUUACUCAGCAGCGCAACCUCAUCAGUCACCUGAGAAUGCACACCUCACCCUCUUAGACAUGCAUCAAGCCAAAGAACUCUGGGAUUUAAAUUUAAAACAAAAAAAAAGAAAUUUCUCUACAUUUUUUCCAUCUCAAAAGCAAAGAAAUGCACACGUACACAUUCACAUGCAGACACAUGGUAAUUCCAGUUCACGAUGCCCUGGCUAAGUGAAUGAUGUAGCUGUUAGCCACAGUGGGCUCUUGGCGGCGGUGGGAUCUUCUUGAUGCAAGGAUCGCGUCAUCGUUGAUAUCGGGUGACGUGUGCUCACCUCUCAGGAGUUCUCGAGGGACAAUUGACUCCUGUCUCUCUCCAAAGUCACAAAGCCAUGGUGGAGUGGCACACGACUUCUCGUCUGCGUUGCAAGUCGGUGAAAUGUGAAUGUGGGUCUUGAACGUCAAACCCCCUCACCUCAUACCCCUCUGCACCCUUCCUCUCAUUUUGAGCUUUGAGUCGUGUUGAGAUUGUCCCUCAACUUAACUCACGAGUUCUAUCUGUACUCCAUUGCUAUUUUGACCAAAAACCCAUGUAAACAAUACUGGCAAUAAUUCAGCAAAAAGAUUUAUUUUUACCCUGACAGCUUUAUAUCCAUUGUUAUGUUGGUGAUGGGGAGCUGUCUGUAGGAUGAGAGGUAACUGGGUUUGGGACCAUCUCCCUGCUUUAACAGAAAACCCUGGAAAGAAGCUUCAGGGUGGGAUGACGUUAGACUAAGUUUUAGUUUUUACAUACAGCAAACACUCAUAGUCCUCUGGGUGGCUAGUAACAGUUAUAUAUAUAUAUAUAUAUAUAUAUAUAUAUAUAUAUAUAUAUAUAUAUAUAUAUAUAUAUAUAUAUAUAUAUAUAUAUAUAAAAAGGAUUUUGAUUCGUUUCGGUUUUUGCCUGCUAGUGCUCCAGGGAUGAGUCCUGGUUGGAAAGAUGAACACUUCGAGGUACUCAUUUUAAAGGACUCGUAACGUUUUCGGUGAAUGUUUAAACUGGAAGGUCUGGGGAUUUUUCUCGUGGAGGGGAGGGAUGUGGGCUGGGGAGGGGUUCAAUGGGGCUACGGAGAGGGUGUUUUAGCCUGAACACUUUGUUCAGUGGGUACAUUUAUUUUUUUGUCUGUAUAGCUUUCCUCCCCUCAGAAAGAAAAGAGUCUAUUUAUAGGCUUUUGUGACCUCGCUACCUCUGAUUACUCUUACAAACUCUAUGUUGAUUAGUUAAAGUUCCUAUGUAAUUAAUUGUAAAAAGUGUGUAGAUUAUGGUCUAUCUUUUCACCUGAUGCUUUAACCUGCCCAUCUCUCAACACAGGUUUUUAAUGCUCAUAGAUUUUUUACAUUUAAUAUUGUUUUUAGCUGUUGUUUACCUGUCAAAUAUAGCUUUUGGGAGCCCGCUCAGUGUGGCCCCACCUCAAAACGUACUGUAGCUUCCUGCCUGGAGCAAGUAGUGGUUAGUUAGUUUAGAUGUAUAGUGUUCCAAAGAUCUUAUGAAUGUUGAGGAGAACAGAGCUAACUAACAAACAUUGCUAGACAAGUUCAUAACCAAAGUUUUAAAGAGAUGUACUUAAGAUAUAUAGCAUACUAAAUUAUUUCAAUAUUGAUUUCUUUUUGGUGUAUAAAACAAAUUAAGAAUUAUAUUCUAAGUCCACAUAAAGAAAUCAAUUCCCUUUGACAGAGUUUUGGCCGAUGACUCUUGAGACAGACAAAGGUUCUUGUGGCUCGCAAGGAAACUUGUGCUGAUUGGUGGGCCGGUCUGAUGAAAACUUCACCUCCUAACAAAACCUGGUGAAGUUUUAAAAACAUGUUUCUGAACAUGUUUUUUCCCCUCUUUCUUUUAGUUUGUAUCCAGAGUCGUAUCACUUUAUAUUCCCUGACUUUAAAAACAGGACUUGGUGACAUUGUAUGUCUUCUGUUCAGACCAAAAAAAAAAAUGACGGAAAAAGGAAAAAAAAGACUAUAAUCAGAAUUUUAAUGUGAAGUUACAGUUGCUUGUUAGGUUUUUUUGGGGGGGUUGUGAGCCAGACUUGUGAAAACUUGUAAUAAGAAGGGAGAAUCCGGUGCACUGGACAGUUAAACAGCACAUUUGUCUGUAUUUCAUUACACAUCACCAUGAUUUUAAGUUAUUUUAUACCUUUUUUAAGGUUUUACCUCAUAAGCAACCGUAUGUUGGGAAUGACCCCUCUGAUGUCUAUAGGUUUCACUGAAACCUGUCCAGUGUAUCAAGUCUUAACAGUUUGAACCUUCACUACAAGUUUUUGGGAUAGGCAUUCCUCUAUUAUGUUGGUUUAACUGUCUUCUUGACCAUUUUAUUCCUCUUUUGUCCUCAUAUUAUGGUCUGUGAAAUGUUUUUAUAGGGAUACAGCUACACAACCAUCACUACUGUUUUAAGGUACUAGCGACCUGGACUUGUUGCUUGUUUAUGUUGUUGUCUUGCUGGUAAGCAGUUGCUGUUUAGUGAUUGCAUGGUACAUUAUGAGUUCUUCAACACUCCCCAAGCCCCCGCCACCGUAAACAUGUUAUUGAUCGCCUGAUUCAUUGUUGCUUGUGACCUCUUCCAGCUUAAGAGGGAGUCCACAAUGCAUUGCCUUCAAACCUUCUCAUACUUGUCAGCACUUACUGCAGUACAGCGUAAUGUCUGUCGUGCAAAAAGUGUUUUUGUACAACUCGAUCUCGAGCCAUCUCUGCAGAAGACUUCGCAGCUGCAUUUGAAUGCUUGCUUGUUUGACAUAAAGAAAAAACUAUGAACUCCAAACUGUGACCAUACUACUACUACUACUACUACUACUACUAUUACUACUACUAUUACUACUAGUACUACUACUACUACUACUAUUCAAAUACUUCAGGGAUUGCUCUGCAUCUGUGAAUGCAGACUCUCAGCUACAUUUGUAAGACAUAGUAUUGUAUCGAUCGUUUGUUCUGUAUUUUAAUCAUGGGAAAAGCAAAACACUAGUUUCAUAUUGAUGACAAACAGGGGGGUACUUUUUCAACUAACACAAAGAGCCUUGACAAAGGCGAGGCAGCUCGAAGCAAGUCUACACUUUAGCUAGUAACAGUAUGUUCAGAAAUAGUUGCAAAGUUGUACAAAGAAACUAAGAAGAAGAAAAAAAAAGCUCAUACCCAAAUCCACAAACUAUUUUUUAAACCAAAGCACAUUUGAAUGAUUAUGGAACCUUGUGUGGCUCUAAAAAGAAACGUAUGUAUUUAUCUCAUUGUUUACAUAAACUUUUACAGUUUUACAGACCUCAGUCGAGGCUCGGCCAGCCAGCGAGGCGCUUGUGUUGUGUGUGUGUGCGUGCGUGUGUGUGUGGUUUUUUUUCACAAAGGUUGCUGCCAAAACAAAAGCAUAGCGUCAAACACGAGACGGACUGCUGCAUAUUGAAUGAAGGGGAGGAGGCUGAGGGCCGCCGCCGCCCCCUGCCCCUCUGCCAGCUGGCUUCGGGGUGACCCUGCGCCCCAAUCCUCUUGCCCUCUGGCCUGUCUUCAGAUGGGGCAGCAGCGAUGGGGGUGCGCAGCCAGUCCUUGACAUAUUAAUCAAAAGGCAUUGUUAGCCAGGGUCUUUAGCUCAGUCUUGUGUGUCUGUUUACCCACACGCACUUGAGGUCCACCUCUGCUGCUUGGGUCUCUUUAACACGUAGGAGUGGGCGGGUGAUGCUUGAAUGCGUUGGCUUGUUUCCGUAACGUGGUACAUCCUGUAUGCUGGCUGUUCCUCAAACCAUAUCUGGAGAAUGUAGCUUUGAUAUCUUUUUUUUUCCACUGCAUGUAAACGGGCAAAACUUGUAGUCUUAACUGUGAAUGUUGUUGUUUUUUCUUGUGGUGUGUGUUGGAUAUUUCUUUUUAAGCUGCCUGUGUUCUGAGGGGGACAGCAGCACAAACCUCUGGCUGGCCGGGCCUCCUACAAAGUUGGUGCAAACACUUAUUGACAGUGUUCUCUCUUUCAUUUUCCUUUUUUUUUUAUCAAAUGUCUAUUGUCAGUGAUGAAUGUAUUUAUUUCCGGUCCUGCCCUCACCCCUGCAAAGAAUUAUCUCAGUGUGUGAGACUGAGGUGGAGGCAGGACCCCCUUUUUUUUAAGUUUUGUUUUAAGGAUUUCAAGCUGAGAAUCAAAAAUGAUACACAAAACAUAGCCAUUAACCACAAUCUGUGAAGUAACCUUUGUGGGAGAACUGAUUUUAUUUUUCCCCAAGUAAAAUAAAAUGGUCUAUGGCGUUUUUAAUAUCUUCUUUCUCAGUUAGACCUGACAGUCUGUAGGGUUUUAUUUCAUGUUUCACUAUGGGUGUGUUGUUUCUUUUCUUAUGCCCAUAUGUUCUUGAGAUCUCACUGAAUGACUGCACAGUAGGGGAGUUGAACUUUGACCCCCGCGUGUCUGCGGACACGGGCAGGACGCUGACCUGUCUGUGCAGAAUGGAGGCUACUGUAACUGCUCAACCUUGCUCUUCCUGGGUGUUGCCAAGUGCUGGAAAAAAAGUCACCGAUCCCCUGACUGUUGUUACGUCAUUUUAAAACACCCAACACUUCCUCAUCUUCUGCGUUGCAUUUGUUUCCAGUGUCUGUUAGUUCAGAGGAACUUAGAAACUGUGGGUAAGAUAGCUUUACUAAGUGCACUUUCUAUGUUUUUCAAAGCUUCUGAGAAGACUCGGACGCUGUCGCAUCACUUCUCAUUUAACCGGUUUGCCCUUCGUCGUCCUUUUUUUACCUCAUAGCUGUGGUCGUGCGUUUGUCAAAAAGAACCUGUCAUCGUAUCAUUAUGCAGUGUUACAAAAGCUUUAAAUCUCACCCGUGAGACUGUGCUUGGGUCUCUGCGUUUCGAUUCUUGCGACUGUUGCGAAUUUUGUCUCCAGGCGUUCUUCUAGUAGAGGGGCUGGUCUGUCUGGUUAUUUAUGGAGAUGCUCCUUUUUACCUCGACAGACUAAACCAAAGCCAGUUUUGAAAUGGACUCCGUGCCAUUAAAACCUACCUAAGCUUUAUCGUCCCUUGCUUUAGCUCCAAGACUCCCAAUAAUAUCUGUUACUGUCUAGACAGCUGCCUCCUCCACGCUGUGGUUUAUUUACUGUACCUACAGCGUCUUUGUGCAGUAGUGACUAAAACAGCAAACACCAAAUUACCUCAACGUUCAGUGUUUACAGACUUGUGCUAUCUCGCCAUUCUAUCGUCUCACCAUUUAUACUCUUGCCGUCCAUGUGUAACCAAAAUAUCCUUUUUUUUUUAAUGGUGUUUGUUGCAGCAUCUUUUUUAUACAUUACUGUUAAUUAGGGUUAUUCAUUGAUAGAGGCACAGUUUCACCUCGAUGUGCACUACAUGAGCUGCUAAUAAAUAUUACUUGAAGAGGUGAUUUAUGGAGCUGCCCAUGACGUGGGGGUAUCAAGCUUCCUUUCUUGUCCCAUCUUCCUUCAGGAACAGCCCCUCAAUAAUAUAUCGGCAUUCGUGGGCUGAGAGGCUCUGGAAUGGACAUGUAGGGUCUUUGCUGGUGAAUAAUUAAAGGCAAACCCUCCCCGUUUGACGCGCUUGACGUGCGCACGGUGUUCACGCUCACGUCCGCGGGCUUCUAGGCUUUAAACGCGAUCUCACCCACACACCGGUACUCCAGCACCGCCGCCCCUCUCUCUCUGCGGCUUUUGGCAGCACCCAGGCUGGGCUCGUUUUCUCUCCACUCCUCAGAGAGCUCGUAUUCAGGUCAGAGCCACCGAUGGGGCUCGCAAACUCAAAGUGUCAUAAAAGUGUAAUACAGCUGACCUCAGCACUCACAACCUUGCAGUCUUAAUGUACAGCAGUGAGGAAAAAGAAACUGUUAUUUUAUGAUCUUUUCAUUAAAAGCUUGAUUUAAAACCAA
Messenger RNA from Betta splendens (Siamese fighting fish), 8707 nucleotides. It is a transcript of the gene hic2, whose product is annotated as hypermethylated in cancer 2. The transcript has 2 exons. Gene Ontology annotation, biological process: regulation of transcription by RNA polymerase II. Bases 1163 to 2923 code for a protein of 586 amino acids. Gene Ontology annotation, molecular function: RNA polymerase II cis-regulatory region sequence-specific DNA binding; protein binding; DNA-binding transcription factor activity, RNA polymerase II-specific. The record is from RefSeq and is a predicted model, not a curated record. NCBI's taxonomy places the organism in Eukaryota, Metazoa, Chordata, Actinopteri, Anabantiformes, Osphronemidae. Gene Ontology annotation, cellular component: nucleus.